Messenger RNA from Lactuca saligna, 933 nucleotides. Lineage: Eukaryota; Viridiplantae; Streptophyta; Magnoliopsida; Asterales; Asteraceae. The record is from the annotation of a GenBank genome assembly.
AUGUCUCAGCGCCUCCACUGUCCCCACCUGACCUCAGAUGGUACGCCACAGGAUCUUCGAAGGAGCACAGAAGUGAAUGGGACCAUGAUACGGCUUGGUAUUCAUAUGCUUACGGAGAUAAUGAAGAGGCCACCACUACCUCCUUCGAAGAUCCUGAUCCACGUCACCUGCCAAGCUUCCGCCUAUGUCGUCGGAGUAUCCGGAUGGUUCACCGGACUGAAAUUAGGCAGCGACUCCGUCGGAAUCGAAUACAACACUCACCACAACAUCGGAAUCACACUUUUUUCCAUAGGAACCAUUAAGACUGGUUUUCAAGUGAUUGAUGUGGAAGAUUCAUUUGAUUUUAUUGAGCUUGUUUCAAAGCGUGAUGGCCCUGUCACUUUCCUACAGUUGCUGCAUAUUCCUGCAAACCCUGAUGGCAAUGAGAAGUUCCUAUCAUUACAUCUGUUGCUAAUAGUGGUUGCAAGUGAUGAAGCCACCGGGUCCACCAUGGGUCAAAACCGAUGCUAUUUGAGUCCAACUGGCAGGGAUGGUUCAGUUGUGUCUCAUCAGUUUCACUGGUUCCCUGGUAAGACAAGGGCUGGAAUCUUUCAAGUAAAUUAUGCCCUUGUAAAGGUUCUUGACAAACUAGAAAAUAGCUCUCACACUGUUAAGGGUGUCAAGUUAAUUGGUCAAGAUAACAAAGCACUAUCAGUUAUCUUGUUGCCUCUCAAAAACAUGGUGUACAGGUGGUCUCUUGGGGCGAUUAUGUUUGAAAUGCUUGUAGAGUAUCCACCUUUCUACUCUAAUGAUCCAAUGUCAACUUGCAGGAAGUUUCUAUGGGUGAACUUGAUCAUGGACACUUGCGGUGCAUUCGCUCUAGCCAUUGAACCGCCAAAUGACGGACUCAUGAAUAGACUUGAUUGUGAUUUCUAUUUGGAUAAUACUGCAUAG